AACUAAGAUCUCUAGCUCUAAGUCAUUGGAAAAUGACAGAUUCUAAACCCAUCUCUCUCUUGUGUGAAUCCGAUUCUCAAAUCAGAUCUCGAGAAGUGACUGUUCCCCAAACCUAGAUCCAGAUCUACUUCUGCAAAAAGCUAAGGUAGGGCCGAGAGGGAGCGGGAGUAGAUGUCCGUAUGGUGCAAGUGUUUUCUCGAGUCUUUCAUUUAUGACUCCUUUCUUUCAACCAUUUCUUCUUAAGUUUUUAUUCGACAUUUCAGUUUUGUUGAGUUUGGUUUUAUGUAAGACAAUUUGAGUUUUAAUAAGAGUUUUUGAACGAAAAGGUUUGGGGUAAAGCAUUUGAUAAGGUUCAUCGGGCCAAGGCCGUUACAAUUGGUAUCAGAGCCAGGUUAAACCCACCCGGUGCUGUCCCGGGUGGGAAGGGCAGGGUCGGGUAGAAGUAGGAAAAAAAAAAAAAAAAAAAAAAGGGUUUCAAAAGGACUUCUUCCGAACGUUUUUCUAAGUGUUUCAAAAAGGAGUUUAAAAAAAAAAAAAAAUGCACCACUCGGACGGAACUCCUAGCUCACUCGGUGGACAAUAGAAUACGAGUAGAACCGUAGCUAAUACUCCUUCACUUGUCAACAGAAUGCCUCCCAAGAAUGCCAGAGUUGCAAGGCCAGCUGCGGCCAUCCCGAGAGCGACACGACGGGUCACCAGGUCUGCGUCUCAAGCCUCCAGCGAGGCAGAAAGCCGAAGAGAGGGCGCACCCGAGAAUGGGAACCCAGUGGAAAUGCCGAACGUGGUGAAUGCAGCGCUCCUGGCAGAACUGCAAAGAUACCGUGACGCCUAUGGGGGUCAAUUGCCCAAUGGUGAAGCCGCCGCAGAGGCGGGGGACAACCCCAUACCACCUGGGGCGGCCCAGAAUCCGCCACCACCGCCACCACCCCCGGCAGCGCCUGCGGUGGUGCAAGCCCCAGGCCCCAACUACUGGGACAUGCUGAGACACAUGAAGAGUAUGCAGACAGAGUUUUUCAAUGGAAAGGCCGACGCAAUUGUCGCGGAUAACAGGAGACGUCAACUCGAGAGGAACUUCGCUUCUGCAAGGUGCCCACCGGAGUUCCGUAGGGACCUGGCUGCUCACUAUCUUAAGGACGACGCACUAGUGUGGUGGGACGAAGUGGUCGAAAGGUCACACGGGAUACGACUGACCUAGGAUGAUUUCCUGGAAGCAUUCAAUGGGAAGUACUUCCCCUUAGAAGCCAUGGACGCGAUGGAAAGCAAGUUUCAGGACAUCCGUCAGGGGUCAAGGAAUGUACGAGACUACGGAGACGAGUUCAACCGACUUCGGAGAUUUGCGGGUCACUACCUGAGUGAUCACGACUUAAUCCGCCGUUUCCUCAAAGGCAUGAGAGUGGAACUGAGGAAUAGCUGCAACGUGAGGGAAUAUCGUGAUGUCCAUGAGCUGAUUGAGAAAGCCGCAGAACAGGAAUCAGGGCUCGAGGAAGAACGAAAACAGAACCAGAACUCCCAGAACCGGGGUGCCAAACGGCCCCGGGAUGCACUGCC
Molecule: messenger RNA, 1548 nt
Organism: Brassica napus (rape)
Lineage: Eukaryota; Viridiplantae; Streptophyta; Magnoliopsida; Brassicales; Brassicaceae
Exons: 2
Coding region: 629-1195 (188 amino acids)
Source: RefSeq, a predicted model, not a curated record